GUGGACUGGCCCAAGAGAGUCCACUGGGAGACCCACUACAUCUUGGACCACAAACCCCCCUAAAUCCUCCCUAUACACCCACACACUGCUAGGGCUCUAAUGAAAAGAGGCAGCCUGGUUUUAGGCAGCCUGUCAGGGGAUUAAUAUCUAAGCAUCAAGCUGGCACACAGAAGGGUAUUUUUUUUAUAUAACAGUUUUAGCCCCAGCUGUGGUUUAGGACCCAGGGGAGGCAGUUUGAGUUGACAAACUUCUUGACUAAUGGCCAAUCGCCGAGCAGCCAUGAGAGAGGGAGGUCAGCCGGACCUGUUCUAUCCUGACAGUGACCCCCAGGGCCGAUCAACCUCCGUGCCUCCAAGUUGCAGCUGAAUCAAUGCUUCUGCCCGGGGAGAGUUGGCCAGCCAACGGUUCCAGGACAGCACUGGUCUUGUCCCAGAACCCCCCAAAAUGCCUCAUUUUGUGAAACUCCUUCUACUUAUUUUAUGGCUGAUCCUUCUUGGGGAGAGCAAGAAGCACAGGAGGAGAAGAUGGGCAGAGCAGCUGGAGAUCCCCAAGUUCAGUCACAUAUUCAAGAAGAAUCAUGACAUAACUAAAACACAAAAAGGAAAGACCGAACAGCUCCUGAGAGUAGAUGAUCAUGAUUUUACAAUGAGGCCAGCCUUCGGAGGCCCUGCAAUUCCGGUUGGGGUGGAUGUGCAGGUAGAAAGCUUGGACAGCAUUUCAGAAGUCGAUAUGGACUUUACCAUGACUCUCUACCUCCGGCACUACUGGAAGGAUGAACGCCUUUCAUUUCCCAGCACUACUAACAAGAGCAUGACGUUUGACGGCCGGCUGGUGAAAAAGAUCUGGGUUCCCGACGUCUUCUUUGUUCACUCCAAAAGGUCUUUCAUUCACGACACCACCACCGAAAACAUCAUGCUUAGGGUGUUCCCAGAUGGCCACGUUCUCUACAGCAUGAGGAUUACAGUAACUGCAAUGUGUAACAUGGACUUCAGCCAUUUUCCCUUGGACACACAGACCUGUUCUUUGGAGUUGGAAAGCUAUGCCUACACAGAUGAAGAUCUGAUGCUCUAUUGGAAAAAUGGGGAUGAAUCAUUAAAAACUGAUGAGAAGAUUUCGCUGUCUCAGUUUCUCAUUCAGAAAUUCCACACCACUUCCAGGCUUGCUUUCUACAGUAGCACGGGGUGGUACAACCGCCUGUACAUCAACUUCACUUUGCGUCGCCACAUCUUCUUCUUCUUGCUCCAGACCUACUUCCCUGCCACCCUGAUGGUCAUGCUGAGCUGGGUGUCCUUCUGGAUCGAUCGCAGAGCGGUGCCUGCCAGGGUCUCCUUGGGUAUCACAACGGUCCUGACUAUGUCGACCAUCAUCACGGGCGUGAACGCCUCCAUGCCCCGCGUGUCCUACAUCAAGGCCGUGGACAUCUACCUCUGGGUCAGUUUCGUGUUCGUGUUCCUCUCGGUACUUGAAUACGCAGCGGUGAACUACCUGACCACCGUCCAAGAGCGCAAGGAGAGGAAGCUGAGGGACAGGUUCCCUUGCAUGUGCGGAAUGCUUCAUUCAAGAACCAUGAUGCUGGAUGGGAACUACAGUGAAUCUGAAGCUAACAGCCUGGCCGGGUAUCCGAGAGGCCAGAUAGUGACUGAGGAAGAAAGGCAGGACAAGAUAGCGGUUCACUUGGCCCUGAGCAAUGAAACAAACUCAUCCCGGAAAAAAGGCCUAAAAGGACACGUAGGCCGACGCCUCAUCCAAAAUACCCAUUCCAUUGACAAAUAUUCCAGAUUGAUAUUCCCUGCCUCCUUCAUAUUUUUCAACUUGAUAUAUUGGUCUGUCUUUUGCUAGACGUGCAGCAGCCAAGGUUGGGAGAGGCCAGAGACAUUUACAACUCAGCUAGGGGCUCACAUGGUCUACCGUGGACCUCUAAGAGCAGAAAGUACUGGACAGUAGUCCCACAGCGGGUGAAGUUGCCCCCAUCAUAGCUCCCAGACAGUUUGCCAUAUUAAGUUCUGCCACAAGCUCAUUUUUUGGGCUUUUAUGCUCUGUGUUCUGUCCUACCUCCCUUUCCUGCAAGUACUGAGCAAUUGUCUAUAUACACAUCUUCUAUAUCUGUAUUUAAGUCUAGUUGCUGACCUAGGCUACUCAGUUUCCGAAACAAAAGGAUCAAAUUUAAUCAAACCCUUUGAGAUUUAUAUUGUCUAAGAGUGUCACUGACAAGACUCAGGUGGUGAAGGGAGGCAGAUGGAGAGGGCUUUGGGUAAUCUGGUGACACCCGGGUA
Ornithorhynchus anatinus (platypus) is the source of this 2273-nucleotide messenger RNA. RefSeq names its product gamma-aminobutyric acid receptor subunit rho-2. Gene Ontology annotation, cellular component: GABA-A receptor complex; neuron projection; synapse. The transcript has 9 exons. Gene Ontology annotation, molecular function: neurotransmitter receptor activity; GABA-A receptor activity; extracellular ligand-gated monoatomic ion channel activity. Lineage: Eukaryota; Metazoa; Chordata; Mammalia; Monotremata; Ornithorhynchidae. Bases 445 to 1839 code for a protein of 464 amino acids. The record is from RefSeq and is a predicted model, not a curated record. Gene Ontology annotation, biological process: monoatomic ion transmembrane transport; signal transduction; chemical synaptic transmission.